This is a messenger RNA of Phytophthora sojae, 327 nucleotides long. RefSeq lists its product as hypothetical. The transcript is spliced from 2 exons. The record is from RefSeq and is a predicted model, not a curated record. The annotation marks the transcript as partial. NCBI's taxonomy places the organism in Eukaryota, Oomycota, Peronosporomycetes, Peronosporales, Peronosporaceae.
GAUGACGAAGAACCACCGCAACCAAUCGAGUUUUACACAUUCUGGAGCUAUCACGCGGCCAAUGAGCUUAUGAACGAGCUUAUUAUGGAGGAAGUCGGCAAAAGCACUACCGCAGCGACGUGGGAUGCUGAGGCACGCAAAUGUGUCCAUUGCAUCCAGAAGGUGCGGAAACGGGUGAAUCAAAGACAAAAGCGCUACGGAGCAAAGAUUCGCUCACAAGCGAGACAGCACCUCAGCAGCCGGCGAGAUCUGAUUGCAGCCAGUGUGGAGGAACUCAGGGAGGAGAGGAUGGUGCGAAUCGGUCAACAGCUAGAACGAACCACGGAA